AUGAAAGUAAUAUAAUUGACUCUUGCCCACUACAUAAGACAGUCCACGAUAAGCAGUCUUAUUAUUUGGAUAAACUGCAUUAUCUAAGAGAUGUACAUAUAAUAAAGGACAAGAUGUUUGCUGUUAAUAAUCAGUUAAUAAGUUGGGAAAAAUAUGGAAUGAGGAUUAACUUCCCUAAAGAAUAUUUUUCAUCAAGGAAUACUCACCUUGCUGUGCAAGUUACUGCACUUGCAGGUGGAAAGUUUGUGUUUCCAGAAAAUACAAUUCUUGUUAGUGCAGUAUAUGCUGUAUCUACCUCCAUUCCACUGUUUAUGAGACUAGAGCUGCAACACUGUAUUGAUCCAGAUAUGACAUGUUACCUUAGAUUUGCCACUGCUUCCAUAGAUAAUUGUCCUUAUCAGUUUGCUUUAAAAGAAGAAAAAUUUCAAUCUGAUGGUGGGUAUGGGUCUUUUCAUUUUGAUACAAAUUGUUUCAUUUGUAUUUUGGGAUUAAAAGAAGUGCCUAUAGACCAUGAGCAUAAGGUCAUACCAAAACACCAGCAACAAAAAAAGAUAAAAAAACAACUACUGCUAGAAGCUCAAGAUGAGUGUCAACAGGAUGAGUUACAACAAUCUGGAGGAAGCAAACAAGAUCAAAAAGGUGAUAAAAAAACUGAAGUGCAACGGCCCAGGAAAAGGCAAAAGAAAUGUGAUAAACCAUAUCAAAAUAGCAAAAAUUCCUCUACUAGGCAGCAGAGCCCCAAGACUUCAUUAACUCAAGCUACUCAUGUGGAAGAUUCUGAAACUUUUGCAGGAUUGUUCUUCUAUGAAAAACAAGAUUUUAAGGACUUGGUGAGAUUUAUUGCUGUGAAAAAUCUAAAUGCCCUUCUUAAGUAUGUGAAAAAAAACUAUCCUGAAUGGAAACAGGAUCAACCUUUGUACUUCAAAUUUGAUUGUGAAUACAUUGAAUUAAUAUUUAAAGAUAACUCUAAGGAAAAUAAGAAAAUGAAAGGAUGGGACGUUAGGCCUCAUUUACAACCUCCCAGAUUAAAACGUAUUGAUGUAGAAAAGUUUGGCGAAAGUGAUCGUGUUAUUCCUCCAUUAAUUCUCAUAACAGUACAAGGUUCACCUGAUGCACCCAGAACACUAUAUUAUGCUGUACCAAUAAAGGGGACCAAUGAGCCAGUAAAGUUAUAUAUUGAAAGUGAUUUAAGAAGAACUCCAACUAUAAAACAAAACACAAAGUGUACUAAGGCAGCAGUCCAAAAAGUAUUUGUUUCAUCUGCUAACCAUUACAUGCUAAUAGGGACUGGACUGGAUGUAGAUGUGUCUGAUCUGACGCCAAUACCAGGACAAGCAACUAACAAUCUUAAUUUGGUAAUCCAUAGGUGGUUUGAAGCUGAUGAAAAUCGCACUUGGGAUGAAUUAAUAAAGCUCUGUGAUGAAUAUCCUGAUAAACUUGGCAGAACAAAAUCUAUUCUUCUGAAACAUAUAGGUUCGGCCGACAGCCAUGGGACUGGGACAAAACAAGAAAGUAAAAAGAUUGAUCCCAAAGAACCAGUUGAUAGUGCAGCAACUGGUGAGGACAAUGUAAGUGCAGCAGCAGACCCACCUCCUGAUGUCAGUGAAUAUUGCCCAAAACUGGAGGACAUUGAACGAAAAAUUAAGAAAAAAAAAUUCAGAGAUCUGACCGCAGAAGAUAAAGAGUUUAUAACAAAAAUCCGUUACAUUCUGGUGACUGCCACAGAUAUAGAAUACCGUGCUGUGAUGGGUGCAAUUGAUUCUCCUGGAGGUGAUGGUAAUUACUUUAGAGUCAUCACAAAAGAUAAAGUGGCAAAUUUUAUUAUGGCAAAAUUUGGGCCGUAUAAUCUUGCAAUAACUAGGACAGGCCAGGGCCCAGAUGAGACUGAAGCAAUUCUUGUUUCAGUACAAAAUGACACAAAAGCUAAGUAUGUCAUUGCUAUUGGGAUAUGCUAUGGAGCAAAGGAGAGCAAAACAAAAGAUCUUGGUGAUAAAACAAACUUAGGUGACAUUAUUGUUGCCAAAAGUAUUGUCGACACUGCACAUCAGCAUAUUGAAGGAAAGGACACAAUCGUUUUAACUAACACGUACCCAUGUGGAAAGAAACUUUUUAAUUUGUUCAAACACGAUGAAGUCUUUGAAUUUGAAGGUAAAGCUGUUAAAGUUCAUCAUCAAGGUGAUCUGGCCUCUGAAUUCACACUGUUUCGUAGCAAAGAAGCAAAAGAAGAGAAGUUGAAAUAUGUGCAACAAGCACUUGGAGGAGAAAUGGAAGCAAAGGGUAUUUAUAAAGCUGCAGAAAGAGGAGGAUUUGAAUGGAUCGUAAUAAAGGCUAUCGUCGACUGGGGAACAGAAGAAAAAGACAAGAAGUGGCAACCAUUUGGAGCUGUCUUGUGUGCAAGGUUUGUCCUACAGUGCUUGGACGAUGAGGAUGAACCAUAAGUAUUAAGCUAAUACUGCUUAUUAAUCUAAACUAGUUUGAUAUUGACAUAAUUAUUAAUUAAUUGUACCUUUUAGAUCUUUCUUUUACUAGAGAUAAACAUUAAUUUUUGUGA
Messenger RNA from Amphimedon queenslandica, 2551 nucleotides. RefSeq lists its product as uncharacterized. Gene Ontology annotation, molecular function: adenosylhomocysteine nucleosidase activity; methylthioadenosine nucleosidase activity. The record is from RefSeq and is a predicted model, not a curated record. Bases 114 to 2438 code for a protein of 774 amino acids. NCBI's taxonomy places the organism in Eukaryota, Metazoa, Porifera, Demospongiae, Haplosclerida, Niphatidae. The transcript has 8 exons. Gene Ontology annotation, cellular component: cytosol. Gene Ontology annotation, biological process: nucleoside metabolic process.